UUGCAUGCGAGGCGAUUAUGGUUUAACUAUUUAGUGCUGCAUUUUUAGAAUAUCAUUCGCAGUUUUUAGUUUACCGUGUUAGUUCAAAUACUCCCUUGCUCAAGUGUAAACCAAACAUGUCGGUUCUCGUUAACGAACCAUCGGGAAAAGUUUCUCCCCCAAUGACGGCCCUCCCUGGCCCUCACUACAGAAAUAAUCCUCACCCAAAAGCUGACUUCUUGCUGUGGAGACACCCAAGAAAACAGUGGCCAAUGAAGGAGGCUGAGAAAAAACCUGCGGAGCCAGCUAAAGAUGGAGCCCUGGCCAAACUCAAAGCGGCAGAAAGGGUAGAACUGGCUAAAGCUCUUAAAGAGGCUAAAAGCAGCGGGGUGUUCCACCAAGGUGCCAUAUUCUGCCAACCUAAAGCAGAUAAAGGUCGCCACUGGUCAAUCCACCCAGAAUGGCCACUUGUUGAUUGAUUUUCUAAUUUUUUGCAAUUUUAGUUUGUUUAAAAACGGCCGAUAAAAAAUGUAAAUUCAUUCCUUAAACAAAUUUAUUUAAAAACUUUAUUAGGCGAUUAAAUUUACUUUGUCAGACAAAGUCGAAUAGCUUUUAAUUAUAGGCUUAAUAAUGGCCAUUUUGAUGUUUUGUAUUGGUCUGAUUCAGUGAUAAAUUAUUUAUGCAAUAUUAUGAGAUUUAUGAAAUUAAUUUAAGGCUAUUUCUAUGAUUAUCGAAUUAUCGAAUUGUCGAAUAACGGUAA
This is a messenger RNA of Bolinopsis microptera, 739 nucleotides long. RefSeq lists its product as uncharacterized. The record is from RefSeq and is a predicted model, not a curated record. NCBI's taxonomy places the organism in Eukaryota, Metazoa, Ctenophora, Tentaculata, Lobata, Bolinopsidae. The coding region runs from base 117 to 458 and encodes 113 amino acids. The transcript has 4 exons.